UUCGAGGUACACAAACAGUGGCAUGUGUCUGUGAUCUCCGACUUUUCCGAAUUUGAAGUCGAAAAUGAGUGCUGUGAAGUGCCACUACGAAGUUCUCGAGGUGUCCAGGGAUGCCUCCGACGACGAGCUGAAGAAAAGUUACCGAAAACUCGCCCUGAAGUGGCAUCCAGACAAGAAUUUGAGUAACCCAGAAGAGGCCAAGUCGCAAUUUCAACUUAUUCAACAAGCAUUCGAGGUCCUCAGCGAUCCGCAGGAGCGUGCGUGGUACGAUGAGCACCGAGAAGCGAUUUUGAAGGGAGGCAUCGGAGGCGAUUAUGAAGAUGACUCGUUUGAUGUCUUCCCUUUUUUCACGUCUUCUUGCUAUAAAGGAUUUGGUGAUGACGAGAAGGGUUUUUAUGCUGUUUACAGAGAGGUGUUUAAUAAAAUUGCUGCUGAGGAGAUAGAUCUCUAUAGGGAGGAAGAGUCUGACAGUGAAUUUGAAAUCCCAGGGUUCGGCACGUCGACGAGCAGCUACGAAGAUGUUGUCCACGAUUUUUAUGCAUUUUGGCAGAGUUUCUCUACCAAAAAGUCGUACGCCUGGAUGGACGAGUACGACACUCGCCAGGCUGAAAACAGGAGGAUCGUCCGAGCCAUGGACAAAGAAAACAAAAAGGUCAGGGAGAAAGCCAGGAAAGCCCGAAAUGAACAAAUUCGAACGCUGGUUGCCUUUGUUAGGAAGCGUGACAAGCGAAUUGAGCUGCACAAACAAAAACUGGCAGAAAAGGCAAAGGAAAAUGCGCUGAAAGUAGAGAACAAUCGGAAAAAGCAGCUUGCCGAGAGAAAGAAGUUGUUCGAGGAAGCCAACUCUUCGAAACACCUUAACAUGGAUGACAUGGAAGGUGUCCUUAAAGAAAUUGAGCACAACCUUACAGCUGAAUUUGGCAAAGACGAAGAAACAACGGAAGAUGAAGAGGAGCCAAGUGGAAUGUUUUGCGUAGCUUGCAACAAAAGUUUUAAAACUGACAAGGCGUUUGCAAAUCAUGAGAAUUCCAAAAAGCACAAAGAAAACGUUGCUCUGCUGAAAGUGACCAUGCAGGAGGAGGAAGUCGAGUUCCAGUCCGAAGAGGUGAAGGAAAGCGACGCAACUGCGGACGAUGACGAAGAUCUUGUAGAAGUAGGAUAUGAAAUACUGCAAGAAGAGGACGAUGCUGAGGAAGUUCAGGAGGAAGCAGCGGCAGCACCUAGUAGUAAAAAGAAAAAGAACAAAAAGAAGCAGACUGCCAGAGUUCGACUUGACAGUUCAGACGUAGUUGCAGAAGAUUUGGAAGAAAUUGGAAUUUCUAAGAAACAGCGGAGGAAAAAAGAUGCGCAGGCAAAACAAAGCAAACCGCCUGUAGAAAGUGAUGGUGCUGAAGCCAAUGGUGAGGUUGCAAGUGCAAACAUUCCUGUUGACGAAGAUGAAGAACAACCUGAAAAAGUGCCACCACCAAAGUUGAAAGGAAAAAAGGCUAAGUUAGCUAAGAAAGCCGAAAGAGGUGAAAAGAUUGCCUGUGAAGAAAGCAUGGAAGUGGACACUGAUCUCACUUGCUUGACCUGUAAAUCAACUUUUCCGACGAGAAACAAACUUUUUGACCAUUUUAAGAGGACUGGACAUGCGGCACCUAUCACUGAUUUGCCCUCAGCCUCCAAAUCAGAGAAGAAGAAAAGGAGGUGAAGAUUUUCUGUGUUUUUCAAUUAAAAAAACGUUAACUCUAUUAAAUUUUUUUUUUCAUUUU
Molecule: messenger RNA, 1754 nt
Organism: Neocloeon triangulifer
Lineage: Eukaryota; Metazoa; Arthropoda; Insecta; Ephemeroptera; Baetidae
Product: dnaJ homolog subfamily C member 21
Exons: 10
Coding region: 65-1693 (542 amino acids)
Cellular component (GO): cytoplasm
Molecular function (GO): nucleic acid binding; zinc ion binding
Source: RefSeq, a predicted model, not a curated record